GCCAGGACGAUGACCGACUACUCCAAGUGGGACAAGCUCGAAGACUCGGACGACGAGUCGGCUGCGACGACCGUGGUGGCGGCGCCUGCUGCGCCGGCGGCGCCGACUGGCAUGCAGAAGGCCGAGGCCAUCCGGCUGCAGGCCCAUGCGCUCAUGGAGAGCGGCAAGUUUGCCGAAGGCGCGACCGCGUACAAGGACCUCAUUGCACACGCGCCGACGGACGCGCCCGCCAUCUUUGUCGAGUCGUGCCGCAUGAACCUCGCGAUUGCGCUCAUCAAGCAAGACCUGCACCACGAGGUCAUCCCGCUCUGCUCGGAGAUCCUCAAGGUCAACCCGACCUUGCACAAGGCUCAGCACUUUCGUGGCCACGCGUUCAUGCAGAUGGGCUUUAUCCAAGACGCUGAAAACGACUUGAAGGCGGCCCAGGAAGGCAUGCCGGAGGAUGAAGGCGUCGCUGGCGACUUGGCGCAGCUGGCCAUCGCGCAGGCCGCCGAGGGCAAGAUGAAGGAGCUCAUGGGCAAGGCGAACGAAGCCUUCCAGGCCGAGAACCUUGACGACACGGUGACGUUCUUUAAACAAGCGCUCGAGGAAGCGAUGAAGGUCCGUCGGCGCGACGCGUGCGGCGCCAUCAACGGCAGCAUCGGCAUGGCGCUCUUCAAGCAGGACAAGCACCGCGAAGCGAUUCCUCACUUUGUGCAGGCGCUUCAGGACAUGCCCCACCCGGAACGGCGGAUGGAGUUCCUCGAAGCGCUCUCGGCGUGCCACACGGUGCUCGGGGAAGCCGAAAUGUGCGUGAAGGCGCUCGAAGGCGCGAUCAUGAUUGGCGUCCAGGCCGGCGCGCCGCCGCAGCGCAUGGUCAAGCUGCUCUUGCACGCGGCGCGGUCGUGUGGCAUGCUCAAGCAGACGGAAGAGGGCCUCAAGUACGUCAAGAAGGCCAAGGAAAUUGCGACGAUGGCGCAGCAGUGGGACAUUGUGUUUCAGUGCAACGAGUGGAUCGCGCGGCUCCACACGGAGAACCAGCAGCCGGACCUCGCGCUCGCCAGCAUCACCGAGGCGUUCCAGGAGGCGUGCGCCCGCGUCGACCUCAAGUCGGCGAUCGCGCUCAUGUACAUCCAGAUGCACGUGCUCAAGAUCACAGACCCGAUGAAGCACAUCAACCUCGUCCAGUCGACGCACGCGUUCUUCGUGUCCCAGAAGGAGUUCAAGGGCGUUCUGAGCUGCCUCGAAGUGCUCGUGGUCCAUGGCGUCAACGCGUUCAAGAGCGGCGGCAAAGACCCGAAGCAAGCCGCGGCGCUCGACGAGCUCUGGGACGAAGUGCGCGCGUUGCCGUACGAGCCGAUGGAGAACGAAGAGAAGUUCCUCGUCCUCAAAUUGCUCCAGCUCCAGGCGGACUUUUACAUUGAGUUUGACACGAAAUCCAACUGCAAGAAGGUGCUCAACGAGAUGCUACAACUCGCGCAUGCGAUGAAGCCGAUCCCGCCCCAGCACAUCAUCGCCGAGGUGUUCAAGAAGCUCACGGCGCUCUCGGAAGAGGUGACCGAGCAGCGUGCCAACUUGCUCAAGGUCGAAGCGUCCUUGCGCCAGUUCAAGGCCGACGUCGAAACGCGCAUCCAGAACGACCAGAAGGACGAGAUUCUGGCCAAGAUCUCGGGCGACAUUGCCGACACGCUCUGCAACAAGGCGUACUGCGAGGCCGAACUCGGCGAAAUUGACGAGGCCGAGAAGACGCUCGCCGAGUGCUCGGCCUUGUGCGCGGCCAGCGGCAUCCAGAACGGCCGCAUCGAAUGCCUCACGGAGAUUGCCACGGGCAUCCUCGCCCUCAAGCGAGGCAACAAGGACGCAGCCGAGGCGCAUUUCGCCAACGGUCUCGCAGCCGCCGAGGCUUCCAAGGACGACAACGUCAUUGCGCAGGUGCGCGAACUCGUCGAUGACGCGCGGCAAAAGGGCGGGCUGUCCGUGACACCGUCGACGGCGACGACCCAUGUGCCGCCGACGCCGACGGUUGAGUCGCCCAAGCCAGCCGAGGUGGCCAAGGCCCGCGCGCUUCCGGCCAAGAAGACGUACCCGGGCGCCAAGGUCAAGAAGACGCAGAGCUCGUCGCUCGUCGAGUACAUUCCGCUCAUCGUCUUCAUGCUCUUCCUCGCCAUCUUCUUCCAGCUCGUGAGCCAGUAGUGAGUAGUGAGUAGUUUCUUUACGAGUCGAUAUGCCUGUGUGAGUCGUUUGUUGCGUG
Messenger RNA from Saprolegnia parasitica CBS 223.65, 2230 nucleotides. RefSeq lists its product as hypothetical. The record is from RefSeq and is a predicted model, not a curated record. NCBI's taxonomy places the organism in Eukaryota, Oomycota, Saprolegniomycetes, Saprolegniales, Saprolegniaceae. The transcript has 3 exons. The coding region runs from base 10 to 2172 and encodes 720 amino acids. Gene Ontology annotation, molecular function: protein binding.